Molecule: messenger RNA, 4759 nt
Organism: Danio rerio (zebrafish)
Lineage: Eukaryota; Metazoa; Chordata; Actinopteri; Cypriniformes; Danionidae
Biological process (GO): smoothened signaling pathway
Source: RefSeq, marked validated
CCUGAACUACUAAGUUACUGGUCUGCAUGUUACUGAUAUAAGAGUGGAAAUGGACUCUUGUUGUGUGUCUGUGAACAAUAAAACACACUUUAACGACUCGACAUCCAGUUCUGAUGCAGCAGAUGUGCUAAUUCACUCAACCAGAGCCGGUAGAGACGAAAUACAGCAUAAGAAUCAGAAUAAAGUUAACAUUUACAUCAGGAGACUGUCAGACUCUGAACAUGUUCAUUCUGCGGACGAGAGAAGGACAGAAAUCCCUCCUGUGAAUCUGCCUACAGCAUCAGAUACAGCUGGACCAGAGGAACCACUGGCUGGAAUCAAGUCAAACCAGUUUGCUGGGCUUUUUGGCAAAACCUCCAGGAAAGAGAAGAGUAAAGCUCAAUCCACAAUCAUGCAGACAGAACAGUUAAAGUCAAAAGGUGAGGAUGUGCAGAUUUCUACAUUCUCUGCAGAUGGAAGAGGAGUGGUUUCUGCCGCGCUCAGGAAGAGAUCCCAAGGUGCUCCUAUAGGACGUAACGUGACAGUACAAGUGUUGAACCAAGACAGAUCUCAAACUCCAGCCAGAGUUCAGCCAGAUCCUGCUUUUCCAUUAGGAGAUCCUGGCACUUCUGCAAGUGUGGCAGCUAUAACAGCUGCUACUCUCGCAGCCACAGCACCACUCAUGAAGGCUCAGAGUGAGAUGGAGGCUCAGAUCUCUCGGGUGUCUGCUGAGCUGAAGAGGCUGCAGGCAGCAGAGGGCAGUGUCCUGCCUGGCAGGACGGCCCGUACAGACAGCAGUUCAGCUGGGAGAGCAGCCCAUCUGGAGGAGCAACUUAACAUUCUGAUCCAGCAGAGACUGCAACACCUGGAGACAAUUCAGUGUCAGCAGAUUCAACUGCAGAAUCGUCUCCUGGGUUCAGCUCUGGAUGUAGUUGCAUCUCGUGGAAAUAGCUCUGGAGUCUCCCAGAUAGACUCUCUUCCACUUCAGAUAUCAGGGAAUCGCAGCAUCAGACUGUCAGCCACUGAUAAUCCCUCUGCUGGAAGACCAGCAUCAGUCUCAAUGGAUGUUUAUCGUGAGAGACAAACAGGGGGGCAUAAAAGCCCUUUGGAGACCCCUGCACCACGCAAGGUCAUUCCCAAACCCACCCACUGGACAUCAUCAACAAGCACCAACAGACCUCCGAAAUCCUCCUUUAAAAACCAAGGAAAUGGCAGACUUCAGGACCAGAGCCCUAAUAACCGGAGGUCUCCCGAGAGAUGCGCCUUGCAGUCUGUUGGGGUAGAGAGGUUUGCCAUGGCAACAGCAGACAACAGCCAACCAGAGCAGUCCAGGGAAAGUCAGAUGCCAUCUAAAGCAUCUGUUACUAGAAGUGCACAAGAAGACGGAUCGUCUUUUGUGAAUGGACAGAAUGAACAGGAGCACCAGGGAGAACCUACGAAUGUAUCAUCGUCCAGCACGACCGUGCAAAAAGCCAGCGAGAUGCUGCAGGAUCUGGGGAGACUUAAAAAUGAGAUGAGGAGUCUACUGCAGACUGCUGAUGCGUUUCCUGCGCCGAAUGCCAAGUCGACCCAGAGCAGCAGGAGCAGGCAUCUCGCCCCCGUUGCCACGGCCCCGCCUCCUGCCACAACCCCCAUCUCCAUGCCCCCAGAGCCUGUUGAUGUGAUUGCCGUCAGGGCUGCUGCUUUAAACAGAGCCAGCGUUCUGAAGAGCAUCCAGCCGCCCACGUCCAUGUUUGAGGAUGCAGGACUGGUCCUGAGGCAGGUCAGGCAGAGCAAGAAGACUCUGGAAGAAAACCUAGAAGCCAUUUUGAGAGCCAAAGAUGGAGAGGUGCUUCACACGCAGUUAGAAGCACUGUCAAAAAACAGAGAUGUCCGUGAAGAGCUGAGGAUAAAGAAGACAGUUGAUGCCUGGAUCAAUACACUCAGCAAGGAGAUUCAGGAUGAUCUGGCGAGGGAGAGCUCAGAGAGGAUUGUGGAUGCUGCGGUGAGCAGACGUGAAGCUGGUCAGAGAACAAGAGCUGAAGCCUCUGCGGCCGCAAAGAAAACCUCAGUCAGAGCUCAAGCAGGAAACACACGGGCACACACCAGACAACCCGCUCCGGCUGUCAGAAACAAACCUGCGGUGAAGCAGGAGGCGACUCAACCGGUUGUGCUGAAAUCUCAGGAUGAUGAGGAGUAUCUGGCAAGGCUGUAUGGAAAAGCUCUUUAUGAUGGUCAGCGAAGAACACUUAAAAAAAGCCCCUAUCUCCGAUUCAACUCCCCCACACCCAAAUCUAAACCACAGCGACCCAAAAUAGUAGAAACUGUCAAAGGGGUGAAGAUGAAGUCAUCUAAAACACAAACUAGCCAGUAUGUGGGAGAUGUUUCUGCCAUGCAGCAUUCAGUCUCUGAACCCCAUUUCAUAUUCAGCCCUAGUGAUCCUGAUAAACAGCAGCAGCAGCCUGGGUCUCCAGUGCGAGGAUACCUCAUUCCCAUGGCCAUACCUUUAGGUAAGCCCAGAGUAGAUUGCCAGCCCCCAGUGCCUUCACGGGUCAUCAUCACUGACAAACCAGCAAUCGUAACAACCUCCUUCCCACCUAUCACAGUUGUCGAAUCCAAACCUACUACUGCUAUUCGAAAACCCAACGCCAUCUUGCUGGAGGUUCAGUCAGCACCAAAGAAACGGACCCCACAGCUCCAAAUACAGGUCCAGCCUGGUGUGAACAUCGAGAGUGCUUUGUGCAGCAGCAGGCAGGCUUCUCCCACACCAGUGAUUCCAGCCGAAAGCAUCCUUCCUCCACUUUCAAACCAUGCCACUGAGGAUCCACAUGCUCAUGAAGAUCAGGAGGAAAACAUCUUCCCCGGAACCAAUUUCUUGGCCCAAGCCGACAUCAGCCAGGAAACAAACGGUGGGCUUCCAGACUCUCCUAUAGAGUUUAAGGGUCUGCCGUCUCCUCCAGCUGCUCUCUAUCACGGCCCGGUGUUUCCUCCAGUGCCGACCCAGUCUACACCUCUCACUGAGCCCAUCCUGAACACCAUCCAGCAGAGAGAAACGCUGGAGAACAGACUUGUGGACUGGGUGGAGCAACAGGUCAUGGCCAGAGUUAUAACUGGAAUGUUCCCUCAUCCCGCCCAAGCUGAUCCAGUCCACCAAUCUGAGCCGGAGAAUAGCGUGGCAUCAGACAUAGUGGAGGCCGCAGGUGGCGGUGGUCUUCAGCUGUUUGUGGACACAGGCGUUCCAGUGGACUCUGAGGUCAUAAGACAUUAUGUAAACGAAGUGCUAACUGAAAUCAUUGCUUCAAUGCUGGGACAGAGAGAGUCUCAGGGAACACCAACUACCCCUGUCCAAACACAAGAUGCUCAGAAGGAGGACACUACAGUACCUACACCGGCACCCACUCCCGAACCCAGCCUAAAAGAUCCUCCAUCUCCUGUCAGAACCCCUGAUCUCUCAGAACAUCUUUCAACAGCAACAUCUCCUGAGAAACCCCCUCAGGAAUCUGCUUCACCAGGUCCAGACAGAAUUCCUGUGGGCACUCCGAUUACUACACCAAUCCCAUCACCAACCAGAGUGGCCACGCCCUCACCUCCUACUCCAGCCAAUCAGAGCCCAGAGCCAGGCAGCCUGCAGAUCCACCUGUGGGAAGGAUCAGAGCUCCCCCUGGAGGAGGAAGAACAACCUGAACUGCAGCCGGCACCAGUUGUAAUAUCAGUUCCCCGAGUGGAUGAUCAAGAAGAAUCAGUCAUCCAUCCCUCUUCACCUGUCCUUUCCAAACCCCAGUCUCCUCCAGCGCCUCCUCUUCCUCCUGUGAUCCAGAAGUCUGAAUCUUCUUCCUCAUCCUCAGAGAGCAGCUGUAGCUCUAGUGUGACUGUCACUGAGACGGAGACUGCAGCCAGACACAUCUCAGAGGGAGAACUGCUGCUCAAUCAUGGCCAGAUGGCGGCAGUCAGAGUUCUGGAACAGGAAGGAGUUCUUCUGCCAAAUUUUAUGACCAGCUUGAACGGUUCCCUGCAUGGAGUCCAAGACAUGGAUUAUGAUCCGCCCAGUGAAGGUCAGGUGAUCAGAGCUCCUCAUCUUCCUGCUCAUCACGACCCUGUUUUGUCUCUGUUGGCCAGAAUGGAGCUUGGUCCUAUCAGCCAGUCACAACAGCCAGAGGGGUGGUGGGAGGAAGAGAGCAGUGGAGAGGUCAGUGAGGGUCAGAGACCAGUGCUGACGGCCGCAGAGGAGAUCGUGCUGACGGGACACUCGCUGAUGGACCAGCAGACAAUCAGACAGUCCAGAAACACACAGAUUUCCCCUCACGCCACACUCACAUCACCUGGACAAGUGAUCGCUGAACACACAGGUGCAGUGGUUGAAGACGGUGGGCUGUCAGUCAACCUCAGGUCAUCAGAUGAACAGAAAGAAGCUAUGGUUUAUCAAGUGGACACUGUCUCUUCACCUCAGCCAGAGAGCUCCCAGAUGGCACAGACUGUUCACAGACCUGCACCUCUCCUAGUGAGACAGUAUGAAGAGGAACCAGAUUUCCCCCAGCUGAGGAGACUUUCAGAUGAUGCUUUUUUUGGAGCUGAUGAGAAAGGUGAAGACACAUUUCUGCACACAGGAGGAGGAGGAGGAAGAGGAAGUGAUGUCAGAGUGAUGUCAGUGCGCCUGCCGUCUGUCAAGCAGGAUCAGGAGUCCGUCAGCCUCAGCUCUGUGGAAGGAGACACAGACUCUUCUGCUAAUGAUGUGUUUUAACAACGACGACCCCGUCAAACCUCCGAGAUGGGAAUCUGCUAAGUGCCUGGAGACGUUCAUAGC